CAUUAAAAAUUUCCACGAUGGAAACAAAAUCAAUAAGAAACAAAAUUCAAAUAUUUUAGCUUAUCAACUUGCCUUAAUAUAAAAUAAAAGAUUCCUCAAAAUAUGAAACGCCAGACUGCAAUUCCACUCAGAGCCUCUGGGCGCCGCUGUCGGCCAGUGCAGAGCAGGCUCCAACGCCCGGCAUCCCUCAGUCUCUAGGCUGGAAUUUCCUGCGCAGAAACGAAUACACUCCAAAGGGAACUCUCGCUCACAGAGACUAAGACACAGAUUCCCAGCCCCAAACUGGGGUCCGGCUGUACGGGGCCAGAUGCACCUCCGCCUCGGAAGACCGCACUCUAUCCUACUGUGAAGAUCCGAAGACCUAGAGAGAACCCGAGCCAGCAAUGGGAGGGAGCUGCGCACAGAGGCAGCGCCCCGGCCGCCCGCAGGUACUGUUUACCCUGCUGCUGCUGCCUUUGUUCUGUCCCGCGCUGGGCCAGCCGGUCCGCUACUCCAUCCCGGAGGAGCUGGACCGCGGCUCUGUGGUGGGGAACCUCGCCAAGGACCUGGGGCUCAGUGUCCUGGAAGUCUCUGCAAGGAAGCUGCGGGUUAGCGCUGAGAAGCUGCACUUCAGUGUGGACGCGGAGAGCGGGGAUUUACUGGUGAAGGACCGCAUAGACCGCGAGCAGAUAUGCAAAGAGAGAAGAAAGUGUGAGUUACAGUUGGAAGCUGUGCUGGAAAACCCCUUGAAUAUUUUUCAUGUCGUUGUGGAGAUUGAGGAUGUUAACGACCAUGCUCCUCAAUUCCCAAAAAAUGAAAUAAACUUAGAAAUAAUUGAAUCCGUCAACCCAGGGAUGAGAACAAUUCUGGAGUCUGCGAAAGAUCCUGAUAUUGGUGUGAAUUCACUGAGCAAGUAUCACCUAAGUCCUAACGAGUAUUUCUCAUUGUUGGUGAAAGACAAUCCUGAUGGUGGCAAAUACCCAGAAUUAGAACUGCAAAAGACGCUGGACCGAGAAGCCGAGAACACCCACCACCUGGUGCUGACAGCUGUAGACGGUGGGGACCCGCCCCGAAGUGGUACCGCUCAGCUCCGAAUCCGAGUGGUAGAUGCCAACGAUAACCCCCCAGUGUUCAGCCAAGAUGUGUACAGAGUCCGCCUUCGGGAAGAUGUGCCUCCAGGGACGGCCGUCCUAAGGCUAAGCGCGACGGAUCAGGAUGAGGGCAUCAAUGCGGAGUUCACAUACUCCUUCCUGGGUGUGGCUAACGAAGCUCAGCACGUGUUCUCUCUCGAUUCCCUAACUGGAGACAUCAUAACUCACCAGCCCUUGGAUUUUGAAGAAGUAGAAAAAUACACGAUUGAUGUAGAGGUAAAGGACAGAGGAUCUCUUUCUUCACAGUGUAAAGUAAUUAUAGAAGUUCUAGAUGAGAACGACAACCACCCAGAAAUAAUCAUCACUUCCCUCUCUGAUCAGAUAUUGGAGGAUUCCCCUUCUGGAACGGUUGUGGCCCUCUUCAAAGUAAGGGAUCGAGACUCCGGGGAAAAUGCACAAGUCACGUGCAGUUUAAGUGGAGACAGUCCAUUUAAGAUUCAUUCUUCUUCCAAUAAUUACUACAAGCUAGUGACAGAUAGCAUCCUAGACCGGGAACAGACCCCGGGGUACAACAUCACUAUCAUAGCCACAGAUAGAGGCAAGCCACCCCUUUCCUCCAGCAUAAUCAUAACUCUGCACGUUGCUGACGUCAACGACAACGCACCUGUCUUCCAACAGCCCGCCUAUCUGGUAAACGUACCAGAAAACAACCAGCCCGGUACCUCCAUAGCCCAAGUCAAAGCACGGGAUCCAGAUCUUGGACUAAAUGGCCUCGUCUCCUACUCCAUCAUAGCCAGCGACCUAGAGCCAAAGGCACUAUCCUCUUUCCUUUCCGUGAACCAGGACAGCGGAGUGGUGUUCGCUCAGCGUGCCUUCGACCACGAGCAGCUGCGCUCCUUCCAGCUGACUCUGCAGGCGCGCGACCAGGGCUCGCCCGCGCUCAGCGCCAACGUGAGCAUGCGCGUGCUGGUGGGCGACCGCAACGACAACGCGCCGCGCGUGCUGUACCCCGCGCUCGAGCCCGACGGUUCCGCGCUCUUCGACAUGGUACCGCGCGCCGCCGAACCCGGAUACCUGGUCACUAAGGUGGUGGCUGUGGACGCAGACUCGGGACACAACGCCUGGCUGUCAUACCACGUGCUGCAGGCCAGCGAUCCCGGGCUCUUCAGCCUGGGGCUGCGCACUGGCGAGGUGCGCACAGCGCGUGCCUUGGGCGACAGGGACGCGGCGCGGCAGCGCCUUCUGGUCGCUGUGCGCGAUGGUGGACAGCCACCGCUCUCGGCCACUGCCACAUUGCUCCUAGUUUUCGCAGACAGCCUACAGGAAGCAUUGCCGGACCUUGUCGAUCACCCCACUCCUUCCGACUCCCAGAGUGAGCUUCAGUUUUACCUGGUGGUGGCCUUGGCCUUGAUCUCAGUGCUUUUCCUCUUCGCGGUGAUUUUGGCCAUUGCUUUGCGCUUGCGACAGUCUUCCAGCUCUUCAACCACUGGAUGCUUGGGGCCAGUUCUCGGCUCCAAGUCUCGACCUGUACUUCCACCGAACUACAGCGAAGGGACAUUGCCCUAUGCCUAUAAUUUGUGCGUGCCGGGAGAUCAAGCUAAGUCAGAUUUUAAUUUUCUCACUUCUGUUGGUGAUUAUCCAGCCACACAAGAUAUUCUCAACAAAGAUAGUUCCUCAGCACUGUUGACUAGCAUUUUAACUCCUAGUGUUGAAGCAGACGAGAAGACCUUUAACCAGGUAUUUCAUAUUAUGCUUUUUAAAUGCCGGUAUGCCAAUGUGCUCCAAUAUAGUUGUGCUAUUUUAAGGAUUUUGUUUUGGUUUUGUUUUGUUUUGUUUUGAGACAGAAGUUUCUCUCUGUAGUCCUGGAAUUUGCUGUGUAGACCUGGCUGACCUAGAAUUCACAGAGAUUUGCCUGCCUCUGCUUCCCGAGUGCUGAGAAUAAAGGGGCGAGCCACCUGGCCGGCUCUAUUUUUGGAACUUAAAGUUCCUAAGAGAAAUCCAGGCCAAACUCAUGCUAUCCCUGUGUUUGGAAGGGAUGUGGGAAUGUGGUUCAGUGACAAAAUCCAUGUGCCUAGUGUGAAACAUUCCCAGUUCUAUCCAGCACAUACAACAAAAGGUUCGCAGUGGUUAAAUACACUACUAUCCAAACAUCUUUAAUUCUUUCUUUUUUUGAGGGUUGAAGGUAUAGUAUGCUCUAGGUCCUGGCUUUGAUUACUGAUUCUCUCCUCCCUGUCCUCUGGCCUCUAACAUAUACAAGUAUAUGAAACGCUCACUCGAGUGUUUCAUUAAAAAUGGCUUGCAUUUAUAAGUAUGAAAUACAGCCGGGCGGUGGUGGCGCACGCCUUUAAUCCCAGCACUCGGGAGGCAGAGGCAGGCGGAU
Peromyscus leucopus (white-footed mouse) is the source of this 3450-nucleotide messenger RNA. Its product is annotated as protocadherin gamma-B7. The record is from RefSeq and is a predicted model, not a curated record. The transcript has a single exon. Gene Ontology annotation, molecular function: calcium ion binding. NCBI's taxonomy places the organism in Eukaryota, Metazoa, Chordata, Mammalia, Rodentia, Cricetidae. Gene Ontology annotation, biological process: homophilic cell-cell adhesion. Gene Ontology annotation, cellular component: plasma membrane. Bases 384 to 2909 code for a protein of 841 amino acids.